This is a messenger RNA of Xyrauchen texanus (razorback sucker), 1387 nucleotides long. Its product is annotated as cilia- and flagella-associated protein 300-like. NCBI's taxonomy places the organism in Eukaryota, Metazoa, Chordata, Actinopteri, Cypriniformes, Catostomidae. The coding region runs from base 472 to 1170 and encodes 232 amino acids. The record is from RefSeq and is a predicted model, not a curated record. The transcript has 7 exons.
ACAAAAAAGUGUGUUAUAAUCAGCAGAGAUCACAAACUGAUCAGAUAUCUAAAAGUCAAAAGUGCAUUUUGCAUUAUUUUUCAAGUUAGCUACUAUGAGUUAGAGAAUGAGGUUACUUUAGGGUUAGUAAGAAAGUAAGUUAAACACAACACAAUAUAAACAGCAAAGCAACUGUCUCAACAACCAGCUUCUGGGGUUUCACAUAGGAAUGGUAGGUCUACUAGAACACUAAUAGGGCAGGCACGUGUCAUCAUAGUGUUACCUACUUCAAACGUUUGGCUAGCUAGAUAGUUGUCUAAGAUGUUCAACUUGUUUAGGUAAUUAUACAUUUGUUUGCCAGUUUAACCCAUCAUUGCCAAAUUGAAGCCCCAGAACAGAACUGGUUGGAUCAGACGAACAACUGAACUGUCUUUCAUCCUACUCUGAUGGUGUGAGGUUUCUCAUGUUUCCUCAAAGAUCUAUGACAGGUCCAUGCAGGGUCGAUUAACCACCCAGGCAUUCAACUUUGACCAACCUUUCCAGUCUUAUAGGGGGAAUGACUUUGCCUUGAACUUCUUUCAAGAUCCCUGUGUGAAGAACAAUUUAAAGGUACUUGACACCUCUGGAUCAUGGACACCGCUGGGCAGAGACAUCACACAUGUAAAAGUUGACGUUGUUCCCUGUUCAAAAGUGUCAGUGGAUAUAUUUGAUCCAAUUUACUCCAAGGGAAUUUUGCAUCCCUCUGGUCACAUUAUCAAAUGUUACCAUGAAAUAUACCCUGACUUUGAUGAGUUAAGAAUGAUUUUGCUUGAAGAGGACUCUGACAAUUAUCACAUUAUUAGUCCAAGUGAUCGUCAGGAGUUUCUGUUCAGACUGUUCAAACAUAUAGUCUUGGGAGGUGAACUUUGCCAAUAUGAGGAUAUUAUUGAUCCUUACAUUGAGACAGGAAAAAUAAUAUACAAAGAUUUGGUCAGUGUUCAGAAGGAUCCAGACACGAAAGAGAUAAUUGUGGUCUCGACGAUCUUCAAAGUCUCUGCUUAUGAUCGUGAUGGAUUGUGCUACCCAUCUGCAACAGAAAAUGAACAAACAUUUUCUUACCUCUGUAUUGAUCCAUUCAAAAGGCAUGUGUAUGUCCUGUACCACUCAUUUGGUAUAGGGGACAUUUCAGGAAAUGUACUGCCAUCAUUCUAGUAUAAUAUCGCUGAGACAUCAUUAUUACAAAAUACACCCAGAGCCAUAAGUCCACUAUUAUAUAGCCUACUACCCAUUUAUGUACAUAGUCAUUUGGCUCAUCAAGAAUUUAUUAAGUACUGUCAGAAAAUGUAUUAAUAACCCUUAGAAAUUUGAGCCUGUUGAUAUGGGAAUUGUAAACAACUUCUGAAAUAUGAUUGUAGUUUCAUGUUUGAAA